Molecule: messenger RNA, 165 nt
Organism: Bipolaris zeicola 26-R-13
Lineage: Eukaryota; Fungi; Ascomycota; Dothideomycetes; Pleosporales; Pleosporaceae
Exons: 1
Coding region: 1-165 (54 amino acids)
Source: RefSeq, a predicted model, not a curated record
AUGUAUUUCAUCAGAAUAAUUAGAUCCAGCACAAAACUCGGGACUAAAUAUCAAUACACAAUAACAAGCCCGCAUUCAAGGCGCACACCAAAGCAAACGCGCAGUGCUACAACAACUGGCAUAGCCAAAACAAGCGUUUUUGUCAGGGAAAGAGGGUACUGCUAG